AUGGUGCUGCUGGCCGGGCCCGGGCCGGAGGGCGGCGGGGCGCGCCGCGUGUCCCCGCAGUCGCCGUCCCCACCCCGGGACGCGCAGGCCGGGGAGGACCCAGCUGACUUCGAGGAGUACGAGGACUUCUCGAGUCUGCCCGACACCCGCAGCAUCGCCUCGGACGACUCCUUCUACCCUUUUGGAGGCGAGGAGGAGUACAGCUCCGUGAGCGCGGAGAGCGUCCCGGAGGCCGUCCCGGAGGCGGCGACCCUCCUGCGCGCCGCCUGCGCCAACGAUGUGGGGCUGCUGAGGGCGCUGAUGCGGCGGGGGCCCAGCGCCGAGGAGGUGCAGGAGACCGACCGCAACGGCCGGACCGGCCUCAUUGUCGCCUGCUACCACGGCUUUGUGGAUACUGUGGUGGUCUUAGCAGACUGCCCCCACGUUGACGUCAACUGGCAGGACAGCGAGGGCAACACGGCCCUAAUCACGGCUGCACAGGCAGUACUUUCCUUUGUGACAAGUCCUUUGUUGAAUGACUGCCCCCACGUUGACGUCAACUGGCAGGACAGCGAGGGCAACACGGCCCUAAUCACGGCUGCACAGGCAGGUAAGACCCAGUGCAUAUCAGCUCUUCUCUUACCUUGGGCAGAUGUCCACGCCAGGGACCCUCACCGCGGGCUGUCGUCCCAGGAGUGGGCUACUUACACGGGACGGUUUGAAGCGGUCCACGUCAUCCAGAGGCUGCUGGAGCGACCCUGCCCAGAGCAGUUUGGGGAAAAGUACAAGCCAGAGCUGCCGCUGGCCCCCGAGGCGGGUCCGAAGGCCGCGGGCUCCAAGAACUGCCUGCAGAGGCUCACCGGGCUUGUGCGGUCCUUGCUGACCUCCCGCUUGCGCCCGGGCCUGGAGGAUGGGGGCGUCCUGGACCACAUGGUCAGGAUGACCACGAGCCUCUACAGCCCCGCCGUGGCCGUCGUCUGCCAGACCAUGUGCCCCGAGAACCCCCCCUGUGUGGGGAGAAGGCGGCUGGCCGUGCAGGAAAUCCUGGCGGCACGGGGGGACCCGGGCACGCAAGCCCAAGAGAGGGACAGAGCGGAGGGCACCGAGCGGCGGCUCCGGCCCUCCCCGGCCGCAGGGGUCUCCAGAGAGGGGGCCCCCAGGGCCAGCUCCACGUCUUCCCAGCUGCCAGCCGCCCCGCGGAAGGCCAGCCUGCUGUCCCUGCAGCUGCUGCGGCCGGGCGCGCGCACCCCCAAGGUGCACGUCAGCAAGGCGCCCGCGCCCGCCUCCCGGCCCGAGCGGGCGGCCAAGGGCAGCGCCGAGGACAGCACCCACCUGCAGCUCCCCAAGUGGCGGUACAAGGAGGCCAAGGAGGAGCGAAGGAAGGCGGAAGAGGCAGAGAAGCAGCGGCUGGCCAGGGCACAGAAGGAGAAGCGGGCACCGUCCUGGAGGAAGAGGACGUGA
Molecule: messenger RNA, 1440 nt
Organism: Physeter macrocephalus (sperm whale)
Lineage: Eukaryota; Metazoa; Chordata; Mammalia; Artiodactyla; Physeteridae
Gene: ANKRD33B
Product: ankyrin repeat domain 33B
Exons: 6
Coding region: 1-1440 (479 amino acids)
Molecular function (GO): protein binding
Source: RefSeq, a predicted model, not a curated record